UUCCUUGAAUCUGCGCGGGAGGGGGGAGGGCUGGGGUGUUAAAAAAAAAGGAGGGGAGGGAAAGGGAGUUUUUUUUAAAAAAAGAGAGAAGGCAGGAACUCUCUCCACACGGAGGAAGGCAUGUGGGCAGUUCAGCGCCGAUGGUGUGUGGGGAUCGUAUUCUUCCCUGUGGUGAUGAUCGCCGGGAUCUGCUCUGCCAAGAGCAUGAAUGAACCCAGCAACAUGUCCUACGUGAAAGAGACAGUGGACAGAUUGCUCAAAGGAUACGACAUUCGCCUGAGGCCGGAUUUCGGAGGCUCGCCCGUUGAAGUGGGAAUGCGAAUCGAGAUCGCCAGUAUAGAUAUGGUGUCAGAAGUCAAUAUGGUGUCUUGCCCGUUUGCUGCUGUGGGAAGAAAGCUUAUUUGAGAAAGGCAAAGUCUUAGCAGUCUUACUGUGUGUGUGGAGUUCUCCCUUUGUUCUAAAACUUCAACUAUAAGCCUUUGCUGUUCGUAAAGUCCAAGAAGGAUACCUUGGUCAUGUAAAAGCUGUAAUAUCAUCAUCACACUCACAAAUUUUCCUGUACCUUCCUUGACCUUCUUUUGAUA
Pogona vitticeps (central bearded dragon) is the source of this 584-nucleotide messenger RNA. The record is from RefSeq and is a predicted model, not a curated record. Lineage: Eukaryota; Metazoa; Chordata; Lepidosauria; Squamata; Agamidae.